AUGUGAGUAAGAGUUUAUAGUGCUCCGUGAACCCUGUAUAAUUAAAACCUUGUGACUCGUAUAGUGUUACACAAAAGCUCACAAAAAUGCCAAGGAUUAUUUACUAAAAGGAUACUAUUUACUCAUAACAGAUUAGUUGAUGACUUUCCACCAUGGUGAUAGUGACGCGGGGUGAUUACAUAUGGAUAGAACCAACAACUGGCUCGGAAUUCGACGUGGCAAUCGGGGCAUGCGUGGUAUCAGCUGAAGGUAGAAGAAUCGCCGUUAGAGAUGACGACGGUAACGAGCACUGGCUUUCCCCCGAGAGGCGCAUCAAAGCGAUGCACGCCACUUCCAUUCAUGGCGUGGAAGACAUGAUUAGUUUAGGGGAUCUCCACGAAGCCGGUAUUCUUAGGAAUCUUUUAAUUAGAUACAACGAAAAUCUCAUUUACACAUACACUGGAUCAAUUUUAGUUGCAGUCAAUCCAUAUCAAAUUCUUCCAAUAUACACUGCCGAUCAAAUCAAAUUAUACAAAGAACGAAAAAUAGGUGAAUUACCUCCACACAUAUUUGCCAUUGGUGAUAAUUCGUAUGGACAUAUGAGAAGGUAUGGACAAGAUCAAUGUAUAGUCAUCUCUGGUGAAUCCGGGGCAGGAAAGACGGAAAGUACAAAACUAAUACUCCAAUAUUUAGCAGCUAUCAGCGGUAAACAUUCUUGGAUAGAACAACAAAUUUUAGAAGCCAAUCCUAUUUUAGAAGCUUUUGGAAACGCAAAAACAGUGAGGAACGACAAUAGUUCUAGAUUUGGAAAAUACAUUGAUAUUCAUUUUAAUAAGGAUGGAGUUAUCGAAGGGGCGAAAAUUGAACAGUAUUUGUUAGAAAAAAGUAGGAUAGUUUCUCAAAAUCCAGAGGAAAGAAAUUAUCACGUUUUUUAUUGUUUGUUGGCCGGAUUAGGGAAAGAGGAUAAGAGGAAGUUAGAAUUAAGUGAUGCCAGCCAGUACCGGUAUCUUACAGGGGGAGGAUGCAUCAAGUGCGAAGGAAGGGAUGAUACCGCAGAGUUCGCAGACAUUCGAAGCGCCAUGAAAGUUCUUUUAUUCUCAGAUUCGGAAAUAUGGGAAGUAAUGAAACUCCUAGCAGCCAUUUUGCACAUCGGAAACAUCAAAUACAAAGCCACCGUUGUAGAUAACUUGGACGCGACUGAAAUUCCCGACCCAACAAAUGUCCACAGAGUUGCUAAUCUGCUAGGAGUUCCCGCUCAACUACUAAUUGAUGCACUUACUCGGAAAACCCUUUUCGCUCACGGUGAAACAGUAGUUUCGACCUUGUCCAGAGAACAAAGUGUUGAUGUAAGAGAUGCUUUUGUAAAAGGUAUCUACGGCAGAAUGUUCGUUCACAUAGUGAAAAAAAUUAAUAAAGCCAUUUAUAAACCUAAAGAGAGGCAAAGAAGUUCAAUUGGAGUUUUAGAUAUCUUUGGUUUUGAAAAUUUCGAUCACAAUAGUUUUGAACAGUUUUGCAUAAAUUUUGCAAACGAAAAUCUUCAACAAUUUUUUGUAAGGCAUAUAUUUAAACUUGAACAAGAGGAAUAUAAUCUGGAAGGUAUUAACUGGCAGCAUAUUGAAUUCGUUGAUAACCAAGAUGCGCUUGACUUGAUUGCAAUUAAGCAAUUGAAUAUUAUGGCACUCAUUGAUGAAGAAAGUAAAUUCCCAAAAGGAACUGAUCAAACCUUCCUGGCAAAACUACACAAGCAGCAUGGUCGACACAGAAAUUAUCUCAAGCCUAGAUCUGAUAUAAAUACUAGCUUUGGUUUAAACCAUUUCGCAGGAAUUGUGUUUUACGAUACACGUGGAUUUUUAGAGAAAAAUAGAGACACUUUCAGUCCAGAUUUACUACAACUUAUAACUAUAAGUGGCAACAAGUUUUUACAACAAAUCUUUGCCGAUGAUAUUGGAAUGGGAUCUGAAACUAGAAAGAGAACUCCAACAUUAUCUACUCAGUUUAAGAAAAGUUUAGAUUCGUUAAUGAGAACAUUGUCUAAUUGUCAACCGUUCUUUAUUCGGUGUAUAAAACCUAAUGAGUUCAAAAAACCAAUGAUGUUCGAUCGAACGUUAUGCUGUAGGCAGUUACGGUAUUCUGGUAUGAUGGAAACUAUUCGAAUCCGGAGGGCAGGUUAUCCUAUCAGACAUAGCUUUGCUGAAUUUGUGGAGAGAUACAGGUUUCUCAUUUCUGGGGUUCCCCCAGCUCAUAAGACUGAAUGCAGGAGUGCAACUGCAAGAAUCUGUUCCUUAGUUUUAGGAAGAUCUGACUAUCAACUCGGCCAUAAUAAAGUUUUUUUAAAAGAUGCUCAUGAUCUGUUUCUGGAACAAGAGAGAGAUAGGGUGCUCACCAAAAAAAUCCUUAUUUUACAAAGGUCAAUACGUGGGUGGGUAUACAGAAGACGCUUCCUUCGCCUAAAAGCUGCAACGAUAAUAAUCCAGAAGUACUGGAAGGGUUAUAUCCAAAGACAGAAAUACAAAAAGAUGCGCUUGGGCUACACUCGUCUUCAAGCGCUCAUUCGCGCCAGAGUACUUUCCCAUCGGUUUAGACACUUACGAGGACAUGUGGUAGGACUACAGGCACACGCCAGAGGAUACUUGGUAAGGAGAGAAUACGGAUACAAAAUGUGGGCCAUUAUUAAGAUACAGUCGCAUGUGAGAAGGAUGAUAGCUCAAAGGAAAUAUAAAAAGUUUAAGUUUGAACAAAAACGCCACGUGGAAGCUCUUCGGCUGAAGAAGAAAGAAGAGAGAGAGUUAAAAGACGCUGGUAACAAGAGAGCUAAAGAGAUAGCAGAACAGAAUUAUAGGGAGCGAAUAUAUCAACUAGAAAAGAAAGAAAUGGAACUCGAAAUGGAAGAAAGGAAACUCGUAGAAGAGAAGAAAAAUAAAAUCAAUGAAGCAGCUAGAAAAGCCGAUGAACCGGUGGACGAUUCGAAAUUAGUAGAAGCCAUGUUUGAUUUUCUACCUGAUAGUUCAAGUGAAGCACCGACACCAGGUAGAGAAACUUCAGUGUUUAACGACCUCCCAUCCAGGCCAGCAGAAAAUGAAAUAAUUAGUCCUCUUACAACAGCCUCAGACGACGAAGAAGAUCUUAGUGAAUUUAAAUUCCAAAAAUUCGCAGCUACAUAUUUUCAAGGCAAUGUUGGUCAUCAGUAUUCUAGAAAACCUCUAAAACAUCCGUUACUACCUUUGCACACCCAAGGGGAUCAACUGGCGGCUCAAGCAUUAUGGAUAACGAUUCUGCGUUUUACCGGCGAUCUUCCAGAACCACGUUACCACACUAUGGACAGAGAUAAUACAUCGGUCAUGUCGAAAGUAACAGCUACUCUCGGUCGAAACUUCAUUCGUAGUAAAGAGUUCCAAGAAGCUCAACUAAUGGGCUUGGAUCCAGAUUCUUACCUAAAACAAAAACCAAGAUCUAUUAGAAAUAAAUUGGUAUCAUUGACGUUAAAAAGAAAAAAUAAAUUAGGUGAAGACGUAAGGAAGAAGCUUCAAGAUGAGGAGUAUACUGCCGAUAGUUAUCAAUCGUGGUUAGAGACCAGGCCGACUAGUAAUUUGGAAAAAUUACAUUUUAUUAUUGGACACGGUAUACUCCGGGCAGAACUCAGAGAUGAAAUAUACUGUCAAAUUUGUAAACAACUAACUAAUAAUCCUUCUAAAUCGUCACAUGCGAGAGGAUGGAUUCUUCUUUCACUUUGUGUCGGAUGUUUCGCGCCGUCGGAAAAGUUUGUUAGUUAUUUAAGAGCUUUCAUCAGGGAAGGUCCGCCAGGUUAUGCUCCAUAUUGUGAAGACCGCCUUAAACGAACUUUCAACAACGGCACUAGAAACCAACCACCGAGUUGGCUAGAACUCCAAGCAACCAAGUCAAAAAAGCCUAUAAUGUUACCUAUCACGUUUAUGGAUGGAAAUACGAAAACUUUACUAGCGGAUUCAGCUACGACCGCUCGAGAACUCUGCAACCAGUUAUCAGAUAAAAUAGGAUUAAAGGACCAGUUUGGAUUUUCGUUAUACAUUGCCUUGUUCGAUAAAGUGUCUUCUCUAGGUAGCGGAGGAGAUCAUGUUAUGGAUGCCAUAUCACAGUGUGAACAAUAUGCGAAGGAACAAGGUGCUCAAGAACGCAAUGCCCCAUGGCGAUUAUUCUUCCGAAAGGAGAUUUUUGCUCCGUGGCAUGAACCUACCGAAGACCAAGUCGCAACUAACUUGAUAUACCAACAAGUUGUCCGUGGAGUCAAAUUUGGGGAGUACCGAUGUGAUAAAGAAGAAGAUCUAGCCAUGAUAGCAGCCCAGCAGUACUACAUAGAAUAUAUUAGUGACAUGAAUGUGGAGAGACUGUUGACGCUUUUGCCAAAUUAUAUUCCAGAUUACUGUUUGACUGGUGUAGAAAAAGCGGUGGAUAGAUGGGCAGCGCUUGUUGUUCAAGCUUAUAAGAAAAGUUACUACGUAAAAGAAAAGGUUCCAUCGUUACGAGUGAAAGAAGACGUGGUUAGCUACGCAAAAUUCAAGUGGCCCUUACUGUUUUCAAGAUUCUACGAAGCUUAUCGCAAUUCAGGCCCAAACCUUCCGAAGAACGACGUUAUUAUUGCGGUCAACUGGACUGGAGUUUAUGUUGUCGAUGACCAGGAACAAGUUUUACUGGAACUUUCUUUUCCCGAAAUCACGACAGUGUCAAGUCAAAAAACGAACAAAGUGUUUACUCAAACAUUUAGUCUGAACACUGUUAGGGGGGAGGAGUUUACUUUCCAAAGUCCGAACGCAGAGGAUAUAAGGGAUCUGGUUGUUUAUUUCUUGGAAGGAUUGAAAAAGCGAUCAAAAUUUGUAAUAGCUUUGCAAGAUUACAAGGCGCCAGGAGAAGGGUCGAGUUUCCUGACGUUUAUGAAAGGUGAUCUAAUAAUUUUGGAAGAAGAUAGUACGGGUGAGACUGUUUUAAAUUCCGGAUGGUGUGUAGGAAGGUGCGAGAGGACGCAGGAAAAGGGCGACUUUCCAGCAGAGACUGUUUAUGUGUUGCCGUGUAUGUCCAAACCCCCUGCCGAUAUUUUGCAGCUGUUUUCAGUUGAAGGAGCUGAGCACGGCCGAAGAUUAAGUCAACAAUACUCAGUAAACGGCACCGAAUCCAGAGAUCGACCUCACACUCUAGCCGAAUAUGCCAUCGACCAUUUCCGUCCCCCACUUAAACGAACAAUGUCGAAAGCACUUACCCUCACCGCCAACCGAAGAAGCAAUGACGAUCUUUGGAGACAUUCACGAGAUCCCAUCAAACAACCCCUUCUGAAGAAAUUGUUGAUGAAAGAAGAACUAGCUGAAGAAGCUUGUUUCGCGUUCAGUGCUAUAUUAAAAUAUAUGGGAGAUUUGCCAUCGAAGAGACCUAGAUUAGGAAAUGAGUACACGGAUCAUAUUUUUGAUGGACCGCUUAAGCAUGAGAUCCUCAGAGAUGAGAUAUAUUGCCAAAUUAUGAAACAAUUAACAGAUAAUAGAAAUAGAUUAUCAGAAGAAAGAGGCUGGGAAUUAAUGUGGCUGGCCACUGGACUUUUCAGUUGCUCCCAAAGCCUCUUAAAAGAACUAACUAUUUUCCUUAGAAGUAGAAGACAUCCAAUAUCUUUAGAUUCCCUCCAAAGGCUGCAAAAGACUUUAAGAAAUGGCCAGAGAAAGUAUCCACCCCAUCAAGUCGAAGUAGAAGCCAUUCAGCAUAUGACAACGCAAAUAUUUCAUAAAGUGUAUUUCCCAGAUGAUACCGAUGAAGCUUUUGAAGUUGAUUCCAGUACUAGAGCUAAAGAUUUUUGCCAGAAUAUUAGUCAAAGAUUAAAUCUUAGAUCUAGUGAAGGAUUUAGUCUCUUUGUUAAAAUUGCAGAUAAGGUAAUCUCAGUUCCGGAAGGAGACUUCUUCUUUGAUUUUGUGCGGCAUUUGACAGAUUGGAUCCGUAAGGCACGUCCAACGAGAGAUGGCAUCACACCGCAAUUUUCAUACCAAGUAUUUUUCAUGAAGAAGUUGUGGACAAACACUGUGCCGGGUAAGGAUCGAAAUGCGGAUUUAAUUUUCCAUUUCCAUCAAGAACUACCUAAAUUAAUCCGAGGCUAUCACAAGUGUAGUAAAGAGGAAGCUAUCAAACUGGCCGCUAUAGUAUAUAGAGUUCGUUUUGGAGAAAGUAAACAAGAACUGCAAGCCAUACCACAAAUGCUACGUGAGCUAAUUCCAGCGGAUCUGAUCAAACUACAAGGUAUCAACGACUGGAAGAGAUCGAUAGUAGCGGCUUACAAUCAAGACGCUGGAAUGAGUCCCGAAGACGCGAAAAUUACAUUUUUGAAAAUAGUCUACCGUUGGCCCACUUUUGGAUCCGCCUUCUUUGAAGUGAAGCAGACCACUGAUCCAAACUAUCCAGAAAUGCUCCUUAUAGCUAUUAAUAAACAUGGAGUUAGUCUUAUUCAUCCGCAGUCUAAAGAUAUUUUGGUAACGCAUCCCUUCACCAGGAUUUCCAAUUGGUCUUCCGGCAACACGUACUUCCAUAUGACCAUAGGAAACUUAGUUAGGGGAUCAAAAUUGUUGUGCGAAACCUCCUUAGGUUACAAAAUGGACGAUCUUUUAACUUCUUACAUUUCACUCAUGUUGACGAACAUGAAUAAGCAAAGGAGUAUAAGAAUAAAGUAGUUUCCAAAAAGGCAAUAUUAGGUUAUAGAAAAUAUAAAUAUUUUUGUAUACCUAUCUCAACAACAAAAAUGAAACGAUAUUAUGUUGUUAUGGUAGAUACUUUGAAUUUAGUACACUUUUAUUUAAAAUCCACUUUAAAAUUGGCUUUUCUAUAUUUCUCUUCUGUUGAGGAAGCUGUAAAGAUAACAGUUGUUAUAAAUAAGCUCUUAGGAAUAUGCAAUUUUUUUUAGGAUCAUUUAUUAAAAAAAAAAACGAUAUAUAAUUCUUAUAAUUUUAAAACAGUAUUUUUUUAACAUUCUCAUGUUCUUCUACUGUCUUAGCCAAGGUUAAUGACACAUUUACACGGUGUAUUUUUUAUCUAAUUUACCUCUUACAUAUAAAUGCAGAAAUAGGGUGAUUGUUACAUAAAGAAUUUUAUAGAAAGCGUCAAAUGUCCAAAAGUUUUAUUUAAAAAUCCUUUGUAAAUGGUGUAUAAUUAAAAAGGCCAUUUCGGGCUACAUCAGAGAACGUUUUUGGACUGAAAAUUCAUCAUCAGUGUAUUAUUACCAGGUAUACAAGGAUCAACUCACUAAAUAUCUAGGUAAACACUCUUAAACUCGUACAAACAAAAAAAUGUACCACAUAAUAAAUUUUAUAUCAUUUUAAGGUUUUUUAACCAGAUAUUUAGGCUUUAUGAUGGGCGUUUUAGUCCGAAAACGUUUUGUGAUGUAGCCUUUUUAAGGGUCUUAGGGUCUCUAGGCUCUAAGGGUCCCUUUUAAGGGGUGUAAAAGGGUCUGUAAUAAUUUACUUUUUAUAAAGGAUUUUUAAAUAAAACUUUUAUGAUUUAUGGUAUAUAACCAACUAGAGGAAUUUUAUUUUCCUUGUGGAAUAUAAAAUGUCCAUUAUCCCAAACUGGCCAUGAAAUCACAACUUUAUGUAAUAAUAACAUACCUGAGGUGCUACUUCUGGAAUUUUUUCAUAAGCCACCAGAAUAGCUUUUUGGACUGUCUUUUUUGGAAGUUUUUCCACAUCCAUCUUGGCUUCUGAGAAUCCUGUUAGUACUGUCCCAACCUUAACAGAAGCGGCAGCGGCCAUGACAAAACUACUGUUUUGUCAUGAGCUCUAAUGGUUUUGUCCUUGGAGCGGCCUUGGUAAAAUUGGCCUUGAUUACAGCCCUUUUGGCUUGUAUGUAAUCUUGACCUUGUUUCACCAGCUUACUGAUUUUAGCUUUAAUGCCAGAUAGAUCAACAUGUUUCAACGCAAAGCCUUGACAGACUUCUUUGAAACUUCUUGGCCUUUCGGCGUUCGGAUUUUCUUUUGAAGUUCCUUGUCCUUAGGCUUUAGGAACCGUGGUUUUGGCUUAAGAGUUUCGUGGCAUUUAGCCUUCAGGAAUCCUUUAGCCCUAAGUUUUUUCCUUUUUUUUUCUUCUUUACCAUAUUGGUUCCAUAAGUUGCUAGAGACAGACUUCCACCUCUCGUAGAGCCUCACUUUCGACGGUCAGACUAAAUACGAUGGAGAACUACCUGUUGUCCUAAAGGAACCGUCUGUGACACUGUCAUUCUGUCACCCUAGGGCCUUACAGCCUUCACCACGUUGUCUCACGACUUGGGGAGUGUUAUCGAUUAUCUCCAGUAUAGAUCCGCUGGGUUCGGUAUUAACAGGGCCACCUCGUGAAGUGCGGAAUCAAAGAUUACACACCUCUAAUCAUUGUUGGGAAUAGCCAGCGGUCUUGGGACGGUUUAAGGAGUGCAAAGUUCUAAGAAUCUCGAAAGAAAGUGCAAAACUCGUUACCUAGGAUUACCUCCUUUACCGCUUAGCUUUACGCUGAUUGACAAAGAAGCACAUCCCUUUACCCCCUCUCUGCUAUAAGUUGCUUUACUUUUUAUGAGAAUGUUAUAUAUUCUGUAUAUUCUGAUUGGAAGCCUUCGAGUUGUGGGCCUACAGAAAGAUAUUAAGAAUAAGUUGGGUAGAUGGAGUCACGAAUGUCGAGGUGUUGAGAAGAAUGGGUAAAGAUAAAGAGGUCUUAAAUACAGUUAAAGUCAGAAAAGUGCAAUAUCUGGGACAUGUUAUGAGGGGCGAGCGUUAUAACUUGUUGCAAUUAAUAAUGCAAGGAAGAAUACAGGGUAGAAGCAGUCGCGGAAGAAGACGCAUCUCCUGGUUGAAUAAUUUGAGAUCUUGGUUCAACUGCACUUCUGCUGACCUCUUUAGAGCAGCGGCUUAGAGGAGAUGGCACGUGAGGAAGAAGAAAUAUUCUGUGUUUAUUUUCUUUUGGUAAACUUCUAUCAUACAAUAUGCUAUUCAGCUGUGUUAUUACUCUUCUUCCGUCGUUGUUUUUGUGUUUAGUAGCUUCGUACGUUUCCUUGUUGCUCUCCACCUAUACACAUGUAUUCCGUUUUGUCGAUGUUUACCUCUAAGCUCCGUUUUUUAUAUUUUAUAUUCAUCGUCAUCAUAAUCCUGUGAAAGUACUAUCUGGUCAUCUGCAAAUCAUAAUUUGUACACCGUUGUAUUAUUGAAAGGUAUACCCAUAUUUUUACAUGAGUGUUGUUUUACUUAAAGUGUCAGUUUUCUUUACUGCAUUAUUUUUAUUUAUAGCUCCACUUUCAGUGAUUACAGAAAAAAAAAAUAUUUAUUAUUUUUAAUUAUUUAUAAUUAUUUAUUUUUUGUCUAGAGACGAAAAUAUUGUGCAUAGAUUUAAUAUGCUGAUGAAAUAGAUUAAUUUAAUACCAUGGUAUCGUCAACAGGUAUAUUUACAAUCAUAUCAUUAAUUAGUUCCAGGUAAUUAUUACUUAUAUUUUGCUACAAUCGCUUCAUUUUUAUGAACGUGUACUAUUUUCCAAGUUUACUUUUAUUGUAGAACUAAAAUUAUUAUAACAGAAAUUUAAACUUAUAGGUUGAUUUUAUUUUUCGUUCAAACGAGUUAUACUCAAAUUAUAUCCAUAAAAUAAAUGUAUAAUAAAUGCGAUAUUACUAGAGGUAUUGUCAUACUUAUAAUAUUUUAAGUAAUAGACACGGUCCUGUUUUAUAUCUGAAUUGUGGGUUCAUAAAAAUAAUUUCUUAACAAUAACAUGUUUACAAGUGGUUAUUUAUCUAAUUGGAUAUCUUACAAUAACUUGAUUAAAAGUGGUUAUUUAUCUAUAUUGGAGUUUACAAAAUUAGAUUAUUAUAUUUCCGAAAAAUUUUAAACCAAAAGACGAUAGCGAACUGUUUCAACAAUAAAGGUGCCUCUAAACGAGUAAUAUUGUCACCGCAAUAUGUGGCUGCAACACAAUAGCUGACAAUAUUGCCAACAAUAACGGCCAGACUACGCAAUAUAGGGGAAUGUUUUUAGUAUAUCUAUGUCUAGGUCAUAUAAUCUAUCGUAGCCACCAACACAUUUUUGGUAUCGCCACUAUUGUUUUACAAUAGUUACCUGACGAAAGCUUGGCGAUCGAAAAUACUUGCAAUAUUUACUUGGUUUUGGUGAUUAUUUGUUGUUUUGAUAAAUUUUGGAUCAAUAAAAUGACCAAUGAGAGGAUUCUUCUUCUUCUUCAAGUGCCCUGCCCGUUGCGAACGUUAGCUAUUAACAUGGCAACUCUGAUCUUGUUUGCGGCGCUUCUGAAUAGUUCGACCGAUGUGAGCUCGAACUACGUCCACAGAUUUUGGAGCCACGAGUGUCUUUUCCUGCCUGACCCUCGCUUACUGUCUUAUUUUCCCCUGGAGAAUCAAUUGCAGUAGACGGAGGAGAGAGAUUAUAGAUUUUAUUAACGAAAUACAUUUGCGGCCUGAGUUGUGGAAUGCGGAAAUCGGAAUAUAUAACGAUCGAACCGCCAAAAAGACGGAUGGAUGACACUGAAAAAUGUGAGAUUUUAAGUGAUGAAGCGUAUAAAAAAUCAAAAAAGCUACGUACCCAAAUUAUAAGGGAAAAAGAUUAAAAGUGCUAGUGGCAAAUUAGUGUUGUCUAAAGUCACGCCUUUUUAGGUCAAAUCCACAAUCAUUUAUUUUUUAUUUUCUUUUAACAUAAGUCGAUACGAUGAGUAUGAUUUCGUCCUCCAUUGUUACUCGCUUGUAUUGCCCAUUUACGAACAAAUUUACGGGCCAUACUGUUGCUGAGAUAUCUGCUGUAUUCAACAUUGUCUUAAAUGGCUGAGACAGUGUUGCCAGUAUCAGAGCCACAUAUUGCAGUAAAAAUAUUACUCAUUUAGAAGCACCUGAACUAAAAUACCUUACUAACACAAAAAUUAUAAAACAUUUCUAAUAAAAACAAUAUAAUCCAAAACUAUGACAAUAUGGCAUAAAGUAUGGUUAAAUUUAGAUACUUAUAGCAGAUUUAGAAUAUACGUGAUAAUUAUGACAAAUGUCAAAUUUAAGAUUCAUGCCCAAUUUCAGUACGAAAAAAGGUGUAGAAACACUUGUAAACGCUAACGUCUUAUAACAUUCCAUUUUAAUGAUUGUGAUUCUAUUCUACUUUGAGGACAUUUACUAUUGUAAAACUAUUAGUAAAAACGUUUAGUUGUAUUAGUAAUGUAAAAAAACUAGUUUUUUUUGUGUUAUUUCUAUAUUAUAAGGGCUGAUCCAAACAUAAAGGCGAAUACUUUUAUACCGAAUCUCUUCGAAAAGUCCAAUUUUAUUUUUGUAGGUACUUGUUAAUACGGACCAAUAUUGACUUAAGUGUUUUAUGUUUCUCGAAACUUUAUAUAUAUUUGUUGUCAACUAUUUAUGUAUGUGUAAUGUAAAUAUAUUUACAUCACUAUGUAAUAUUUAUAAGGUACAUGUUUUUAUAUUGUGAGAAUGUUUGUAAAUAGGUGAAUGACAAUAAAUUAUAUUUUUAUCUGGC
Diabrotica balteata is the source of this 11442-nucleotide messenger RNA. NCBI's taxonomy places the organism in Eukaryota, Metazoa, Arthropoda, Insecta, Coleoptera, Chrysomelidae. The record is from the annotation of a GenBank genome assembly.